AUGGGCGAUACAUAUGACUACAUUGUUGCUGGUGGCGGCACUUGCGGCCCAGUGGUCGCUGGCCGCUUGUCAGAAAAUCCAAAUGUGACGAUUCUGAUGCUUGAGGCAGGGCAAGAUAGUGCCAAGAUGGACAAUAUGCACAUGGCUGGAGCCUGGACACAGAACCAUAAAGGAGAAACGGAUUGGAACAUCUUCACUCCCGAACAGCCGGGGCUAGUCGAUCGUAAGAUUCACUUGCCACGAGGCAGAUUCCUAGGUGGCAGCUCUGGUUGCAACGGCACAAUCUGUGUGCGUGGAGUCAAGCAAGACUAUGAUGAUUGGGGCUCGCCAGAAUGGAGUGGUGAUGAAGUUUUCAGAGCCAUGAAGAAGGCGGAAACAUUUCAUUCUUCGAAGUGGUUUCAGGAAGAUAAGGACAGCCAUGGAUAUGAUGGUCCCAUGCAUAUCGAAGCUGCUCCUUGUGGACCACUUGGAGAGUUGAUGCUAGAGUCAUACCAAUCCAAGGGCCUGAAAUUUUGUCCUGAUAUGUUUAGCUCUGGCGAAACGGCUAAUGGCUGUGGCCAUGCUCUUAGGACAACCUGGAAGGGUAAUCGGACGACAGCCAUGGAUUACCUGACCAAAGACUACGAGCGAUCCAACGUUACCAUUAAAUGUCAUUCGACAGUCGACAAGGUAAUACUAGAAAGAGAUGCAGGAUCUCUCCGAGCCACUGGUAUUGAGUAUGAAGAUGCGAACGGAAAUCGAAUCAAGGCUUUCGCGCGCAAAGAGGUCAUCCUAGCAGGUGGUAGCUACGGAACUCCAGCUAUGCUACUCCGUUCUGGUAUUGGACCCAAGGCUGACUUGGACACCCUCAAUAUUCCCUGCUCAGUUGAUUUGCCUGGCGUGGGGAAGAAUCUACAAGACCAUUUACUUGUCUUCACAUACUACGAGUUGAAUGAGCCAGGUCUCACCGAUGAUCCAAGAGUCAACCAUGACCCUAAUGCCUACGAGAAUGGGCUCAAGCAAUGGAAGGAGAACAAGACUGGGUGGUUAGCCCAAUUUCCAUUCGGCUCUUUCGCCUUCGCCCGUCUUGACGACCGGCUUGAUGCAGAGAGCGCUGAGUGGCGUCAAUAUCCUAAACGUGCUGGACGCGAUGUGAUGGACCUGACCAGCACGCAGCCAAGUCUUGAAUUCUUCCAUACCGUCUGUUAUGGAGGGCCUCCACAGUAUACAGACUUCCCUAAGGAGGGACAGUACGCUUUCGCCAUGUGCUGCUUCUUGUGCAAUGCACAGUCACGAGGUGACGUCAAACUGGCGAGUACCAACCCUCGCGAUAACCCUAUCGUCGACCAUAAAUACUUGGAUGACAAGAGAGAUCUAAUGAUGAUGGCGGAGGGUGUACGGUUCGCCAACGAGAUUGUCAUGACUGGCUCUGGCACAAAGGACAAGAUUAAAGGCUCAUGGCCACCCGAUGCUAAACACCACCUGAACAAGACUAACGAGGACUGGCAUUCUCAUGUCCAGAAGUACGCAUCCACUUCUUAUCAUCCCGGUGGUACUUGCAAGAUGGGACGCAAAGAUGACUCAACCUCUGUUGUCGACGAGAAACUGCUUGUUCACGGUGUUCAAGGCUUGCGCGUGGCAGAUUGCAGCAUGAUGCCGACUCUCAACAGCGGCCAUACUCAAAUGCCCGCUUUUGGAAUUGCAGAGAAGGCGGCAGAGUAUAUAAAACAGGUGGCCGACGUCAAUGGCCACGCCGUGAAUGGCCACGCUAAGACUAAUGGUCACUCUGUGAAUGGGUACACCAAAGUCAACGGACACGUGGUAAACGGACAUUAG
Exophiala bonariae is the source of this 1815-nucleotide messenger RNA. RefSeq lists its product as uncharacterized. Gene Ontology annotation, molecular function: oxidoreductase activity, acting on CH-OH group of donors; flavin adenine dinucleotide binding. The coding region runs from base 1 to 1815 and encodes 604 amino acids. NCBI's taxonomy places the organism in Eukaryota, Fungi, Ascomycota, Eurotiomycetes, Chaetothyriales, Herpotrichiellaceae. The record is from RefSeq and is a predicted model, not a curated record. The transcript has 4 exons.